Molecule: messenger RNA, 1115 nt
Organism: Drosophila miranda
Lineage: Eukaryota; Metazoa; Arthropoda; Insecta; Diptera; Drosophilidae
Exons: 3
Coding region: 635-1012 (125 amino acids)
Source: RefSeq, a predicted model, not a curated record
CCCGCCAGUUUUGCUACUGGCGGAGUUUAUUUUCCAGCUUUUCUUAUUACCUUUACAUUGGCAAUUUACAUUUAAGCUUAACUUACAACAAUAAUGCGAUUUUGAAUUUGGCGGGCUGUUAACAUUAACAUUACAUUAACAUCUAGAAACAUGUUUACAUUCAGGCAGCCCUAUUUUGACAUUCGCAACAAUUGACGUGCAUUUAUACAAACAGGUGGUCACAAAGAGAUGAGUAUUUGGACAAAUUGCAACAUUAAUGACAUUUAUAGACUAAUUAAAUCCUAUUUAUUUUCUAUUUCAGGUACUGGAGGAUCAUCGUCGUCGUCUGGAUGACACAGGGCGCAUCCGCCUCAGCGCUGGAUGUGCACGUGUGUGUGAUGCAGCAGAUCACGCAUCUGCGGCAUCAGAAUUGGCAGAGGCAGGAUCCAGGAGAGGAGCUGGCGUGAAUGGUGAUGGUGUUUGGCGAGCGACUCUGGUCCGGCCGCCCACGUUGCUUCUACCUGGAGAUCUGGGGAUUGGCACUGGUCCGGCCAAUCGGGGUGCGUUGACCAGUGGAAACGGCCGCAAAUGAGUGCGAAUUGGCUGCAUCCGAGUGGCUGCUGGUCCGGCCACCCAGGAUGCACUGUCGAUGUAGAUGGAGAUGGAGCGCUGGCCAGAGUCAUCUGUAUUGGCUGGCCUCGUCGUUGCAUUCCCGCUGCUGUUUUGUGAUGAUGAUGGCGUGACGUCAUGGCCAUCGGUUGCCGGCAGCGUAAUCGGAGGGGCUUCCGAAUUGGGCCCAACUUGCAACACAAUGUUGCGGUUGGUGGCGAGGCAGGUACUGGAGAGGCUGAUCUGUGAGUGUAUUGUCAGCGGCAGCCUGGAUGUUGAUGGCGACGACGAUAGGGCCUUCAAACUUCGCCCAUUUGGCAGGAAUUGGAUGGCGAAAUUGACGAGGCACCUGCUGGAGAGGCAUCUCUAUCGGAGGCGUGGCAGCGGCAGCCUGUGGACUGGAUGUUGUUGGCGACGGCGAUAGGGCCUUCAAAUUUCCCCCAUUUGGCAGAAAGUGGAUGGUGAAAUUGGUGUGACAACUGCUGGAGAGGCAGCUCUAUCGGAGGGGUGGCAGUUACGUAUGUUUU